CUCCAGCCUCUCCGGCCCUCGUCCUUCGGCGCCGUCCAGACGCUCUCCGUCGCCGCCAUGGCCGCCCGCAACAUGGCCACCGCCGCGGGCAAGAUCAAGGUCAAGAACCCCGUCGUCGAGCUGGACGGCGACGAGAUGACGCGCAUCAUCUGGAAGAGCAUCAAGGAGCGCUUCAUCUUCCCCUACCUCGACAUCGACCUCAAGUACUACGACCUGGGCCUCGAGUACCGCGACCAGACCAACGACCAGGUCACGCUCGACGCCGCCGAGGCCAUCAAGAAGUACUCUGUCGGCGUCAAGUGCGCCACCAUCACCCCUGACGAGGCCCGUGUCAAGGAGUUUAACCUCAAGCAGAUGUGGCUCUCUCCCAACGGCACCAUCCGCAACGCCCUCGGCGGCACCGUCUUCCGCGAGCCCAUUGUCAUCCCUCGCAUCCCGCGCCUCGUCCCCGGCUGGAAGCAGCCCAUCAUCAUCGGCCGCCACGCCUUUGGCGACCAGUACCGCGCCAAGGACCGCGUGCUGCCCGGCCCGGGCAAGCUGAGCAUGGUCUUCACGCCCGAGGGCGGCAAGCCCGAGGAGAUUGAAGUCUUCCAGUUCAAGCAGGGCGGCGGCGUGGCCCAGACGCAGUACAACACGGACGAGUCCAUCACCGGCUUCGCCCACGCCUCGUUCAAGCUGGCCCUCGACAAGAAGCUGCCGCUGUACAUGAGCACCAAGAACACCAUCCUCAAGAAGUACGACGGCCGCUUCAAGGACAUUUUCCAGGAGCUCUACGACACCCAGUACAAGGCCCAGUUUGAGGCCAAGGGCAUCUGGUACGAGCACCGCCUGAUUGACGACAUGGUUGCCCAGAUGAUCAAGAGCACCGGCGGCUACAUUAUGGCUCUCAAGAACUACGACGGCGACGUCCAGUCCGACAUUGUCGCCCAGGGCUUCGGCUCCCUGGGCCUCAUGACCUCGGUCCUCAUCACCCCCGACGGCAAGACGUUCGAGUCCGAGGCCGCCCACGGCACCGUCACGCGGCACUACCGCGAGCACCAAAAGGGCCGCGAGACGAGCACCAACCCGAUCGCCUCCAUCUUUGCCUGGACGCGCGGCCUGAUCCAGCGCGGCAAGCUCGACGGCACGCCCGAGCUGGUCGAGUUUGCCGAGGCGCUGGAGAAGGCGUGCGUCGACACGGUGGACGCGGACGGCGUCAUGACCAAGGACCUCGCGCUGGCGUGCGGCAAGACUGGCAGGGCCGACUAUGUUACGACGAAUGAGUACCUGGAUGCUGUUGAGAAGAGGCUGAAGGCCACGCUGAAGCAAUAA
Molecule: messenger RNA, 1311 nt
Organism: Trichoderma reesei QM6a
Lineage: Eukaryota; Fungi; Ascomycota; Sordariomycetes; Hypocreales; Hypocreaceae
Product: isocitrate dehydrogenase
Exons: 3
Coding region: 58-1311 (417 amino acids)
Biological process (GO): isocitrate metabolic process
Cellular component (GO): mitochondrion
Molecular function (GO): isocitrate dehydrogenase (NADP+) activity; magnesium ion binding; NAD binding
Source: RefSeq, a predicted model, not a curated record